ACGCGGGAAGUGGCGGGCGGGGACUGAGGGGGGCGUGCAGGUGAGGUAACCGGCUGAGGGUCGCCGGCAUGGCCGAGGCUAGGAAGCGGCGGGAGCUGCUUCCCUUGAUCUACCAGCACCUGCUGCAGGCGGGCUACGUGCGCGCGGCGCGGGAGGUGAAGGAGCAGAGCGGCCAGAAAAGUUUCCCGACUCAGCCUGUAACCCUUCUGGACAUCUAUACGCACUGGCAGCAAACCUCAGAGGUUGGCCGGAAGCGGAAGGCAGAGGAAGAUGCGGCACUGCAGGCCAAGAAGACCCGUGUGUCAGACCCCAUUAGCAGCUCGGAGAGCUCAGAAGAGGAGGAGGAGGAGGAGGCGGAAGCUGAAACCUCCAAAGCCACCCCAAGACUAGCAUCUACCAACUCCUCAGUGGUGGGGGCAGUUUUGCCUGCAAGCAUGAAAGAAAAGGCCACGGCAAAGACCGCGAAAGCCAGCAAGACGGUGAACUCCACGCUACGCCCUGCCUCCGGGAAGGCAGUGGCCCACCUCUCUGGAAUGGCAUCGGCAGGCCGGGCUGACAGUUCCAGUGAGGACACCUCCACCUCGAGUGAUGAAACAUACGUGGAGGUGAAACCCUCAGUAAAACCACCCCAGGUCAAAGCCUCGCCAGCCGCUGCCAAAGAGUCUGCAGGGAGAAGGGCAGCCCCAACCCCUGGGAAGGCAGGAGCUGUGACACCCCAAGUCAGGGGAGGUGCCGUGACCCCAGCUGGCAGGGCCAAGAAGCCAGAAGAGGACUCAGAGAGCAGUGAGGAGGAAUCUGAGAGUGAGGAGGGGGCCCCUGAGGGGACCCCCAGCCAGGGGAAGGCCGCAGAGAAAUCUGUCUGGGUCAAAGCUGCCUCAGGUUCCGCCGAGGGGACCCCUGGGAAAGGAGCCACCCCAGCACUCACUGGGAAGACAGGACCUGCAGCUGCCCAGGCCAAGGCAGGGAGGCCAGAGGAGGACUCGGAGAGCAGCAGCGAGGAGUCGGACAGUGAGGAAGAGACUCCAGCUGCCAAGACCCCGCUCCAGCCCUCAGGGAAGACCCCCCAGGUCAAAGCUGCCUCAGUCCCCACCAAGGAGUCCCCUAGGAAAGGGACCACCCCAGCACCCCCUGGCAAGGCAGGGCCUGUGGCUGCUCAGGCCAAGGCGGGGAGGCCAGAGGAGGACUCAGAGAGCAGCAGCGGGGAGUCGGACAGUGACGGGGAGGCGCCAGCAGCCAGGCCUCUAACCUCCAGCUCAGCUCAGGCAAAGCCUUUGGGGAAAAACUCGCAGGUCAGAGCUGCCUCGACUGUGGGCAUGGGGCCCUCAGGGAAGGGUGCCGUCCCAGCACCCCCUGGGAAAGCGGCAUCUACAGCCACCUUGGUCCUGGUGGGGAAGCAAGAGGAGGACUCGGAGAGCAGCAGCGAGGAGUCAGACAGCGAGCGGGAGGCGCCAGCCCAGGCAAAGUCCUCAGGAAAAAUCCUCCAGGUCAAAUCUGCCACAGGUCCCGCCAAGGGACCCCCUCAGAAGACAGGGCCUGUAGCCACCCAGAUCAAGGUCGAAAGGUCGAAGGAAGACUCAGAGAGCAGCGAGGAUGAGUCGGAGAGUGAGGAGGAGGUGGCUGCAGCCGUGACUCCAGCCCAGGCAAAACCUGCUAUGAAAACUCCUCAGACCAAGGCCUCCCCAACGAAGGGCUCCCCCGUGACCCCCGCGUCUGCCAAGGUCCCCGCAGCGCGAGUGGGCACACCAGCCCCCUGGAAAGCAGAAGCAGUGACUUCACCAGCCUGCGCAUCGUCCCCAGCUGUGGCCAGGGGCACCCAGAGGCCAGAGCAGGACUCUUCAAGCAGCGAGGAGUCCGAGAGUGAGGAAGAGAAAGCUCCUGCUGUAGCAGUGGGACAGGCAAAGUCUGUGAGGAAAAACCCCCCAGCGAAAGCUGCCUCUGCGCCCACCAAGGGGCCAUCAGGGCAGGGGAAUGCCCCACUACUCCCUGGGAAGGCAGGGCCUGCAGUGGCCCAGGUCAAAGCUGAGAUGCACGAUGACUCAGAGAGCAGUGAGGAGGAAUCCGACAGUGAGGAGGUGGCAGCGACUCCAGCACAGGUGAAGCCCUCAGUGAAAACGCCUCAGACCAAAGCCAGCCCAGCUUCUGCCAGGGCGGCUUUAGCCCCAGGGCCAUCAUCAGCUGUCAGAAAAGUGGUCACUGCAGCUGCUCAAGCCAAGCAGGGGUCCCCAGCCAAGGUAAAGCCACCAGCAAGAACCCCCCAGAGCAGUGCCAUCUCGGUGAGGGGCCAAGUGUCUGUGCUAGCGGGAGGAAAGGCAGAUGCCGCAGCAGCCAGGGCCCAGCCGGGGCCAGUCAGGGGCUCACAGGAGGACUCGGAGAGCAGCAGUGAGGAAGAUUCGGACAGCGAGGGGGCGGCACCGGUGCCGGCACAGGCAAAGCCCCCAGGGAAGACCCCCCAGCUCAGAACUGCCUCAGCCCCCACCAAGGGGUCCCCCAGAAAAGGGGCUGCCUCAGCACCCCCUGGGAAGACAGGACCCACAGCCACCCAGGUGGGGAAGCAGAAGGAAGACUCAGAGAGCAGCAGCCAGGAGGAGUCAGAGAGCGAGGGGGCAGCGCCCUCUCAGGCAAAGCCCUCAGGGAAGACACCCCAGGUCAGAACGGCCUCAGCCCCCACCAAAGGGUCCCCCCAGAAAGGGGCUGCCCCAGCACCCCCUGGGAAGACAGGACCCACAGCCAGCCAGGCUGCGAAGCGGGAGGAGAACUCGGAGAGCAGCAGUGAGGACGAUUCGGACAGCGAGGGGGUGGCGCCCGCUCAGGCAAAGCCCUCAGGGAAGACCACCCAGGUCAGAACUGCCUCAGCCCCCAUCAAGGGGUCCCCUCGGAAAGGGGCUGCCCCACCGCCCCCUGGGAAGACAGGACCCACAGCCACCGGACCCACAGCCACCCAGGCUGGGAAGCAGGAAGAGGACUCGGAGAGCAGCAGUGAGGAGGAGUCAGACAGCGAGGGGGCGGCGCCAGCUCAGGCAAAGCCCUCAGGGAAGACCGCCCAGGUCAGAACUGCCUCAGCCCCCACCAAGGGAUCCCCCCGGAAAGGGGCUGCCCCAGCACCCCCUGGGAAGACAGGACCCACAGCCACCCAGGCUGGGAAGCGGGAGGAGAACUCGGAGAGCAGCAGUGAAGAGGAGUCAGACAGCGAGGGGGCAGUGCCGGCAGCUGUGACACCAGCCCAGAAGGAGGGUGCUUCCCAAACUGCCAGAAGCAAGACCCUGGGCCCAGCACUUCCGGAGAAGAAGGCACAGGGGUCCUCGGAGAGCAGCGAUGAGGAGCUGCCCGCAGGCCAGGUGAUUAAAUUCCCUCUGAUUUUUGUCGACCCUAAUCGUAGUCCAGCUGGCCCAGCUGCUACCCCCGCACAAGCCCAGGCUGCGAGCGCCCCGAGGAAGGCCCAGGCCUCGGAGAGCACAGCCAGGAGCUCCUCCUCAGAGAGCGAGGAUGAGGACGUGGUCCCCGCUACGCAGUGCUCAACUCCUGGUGAGCGCGGGCCCGCUGUGAGAACCAAUGUGGUGAGCGUGCCCCCGGCCAACCCACGGACAGCUCUCCGAGCCGGCGCCGUUGGGGCCAGCAGCGGUGAGGAGGCCGGCCGGGCGUCGGAAGGCAGGAAGCAGGAGGCGCAGGUGACAAAGAAGAACCCAGCUCAUCUCCCGCUGACCCAGGCCGCCCUGAAGGUCCUUGUCCAGAAAGCCAGUGAGGCCCAGCCUCCUACUGCCAGGACCCCAUCUUCAAGUGGGGUUGACAGCGCUCUGGGAACUCUCCCUGUGACGAGUCCCCAGAGCACCCCUGUGCCAGCCAAAGUGACCAACAGGCUUGGAAAGCCCAAGGUUCCUGAGGUCCAGCGGGCCGUGGCCACUUCCUUGGGACGCCCCAAAGCCAAGGCCUCUGGGACUUCAGAUGACAGUGAGGACAGCAGCAGCUGCUCUUCAGGGAGCAAGGAGGAUGCUGAGGCGACCCAGAGGCUGGUAGGUGCAGCCCUUUCCAGGAGGGAGACCUUGGUGGAGGAGACCACAGCAGAGUCCAGCGAGGAGGAGGUGGUGGCGCCUUCCCAGUCUCUCCUCUCAGGUUAUGCAACCCCUGGGCUGACUCCAGCCAAUUCCCAGGCUUCAAAGGCCACUCCCAGGCCAGACCCCAAACCCUCAGUUUCCUCUACUCCGGCUACCAAAGAUGCCCUAGACGGCAAGCGGGAAGUGGAGCCCCAACAACCAGCUGCCACCAUGUCCCCUCAAACAGGCAGAAGAGACCCUGGCACCACACCUCAGAAGCCCAGGAAGGGGGCUGGGAGCCCCCAAGCCUCAAUGCUGGCACUGCAGAGCGACAUCACUCGGCGCCUCCUGAGCGAACCCUGGCCCCUGAGCGAGGCCCAGGUCCAGGCGUCGGUGGUGAAGGUCCUGACAGAGCUCCUGGAGCAGGAAAGGAAGAAGGCCGUGGAUGCCGCCAAGGAGAGCAGCAGGAAGGGCCGGGUGGGUCGCAAGCGGAAGCUGUCGGAAGACCAGCCGGCUGCCAGGACCCCCAAGAGCAAGAAGAAAAAGCAGCUCGCGGCCGGGGAGGUUGGGGAGGGUGCUGUUUCCCCAGAAAAGGGCCCCAGGACUCUCAAGGGGAAAUCCAAGAAAGACAGAGCAAGUGGUGACAUCAAGAAGAAGGAGAAGGAGUCUCUUGGCCAAGGGGCCAAGGAGAAGCCAGAAGGGGAGCCGGCGAUGGUGUCAAUUGUGGGUGAAGACCCAGGCAACCCAAAGAGCAAGAAGGAGAAGAAGAAAACUGACAAGAGAAAAAAAGACAAGGAAAAGAAGGAAAAGAAGAAGAAAGCAAAGAAGGCCUCCACCAAAGCUCCUGACUCACUAAUCCAGAAGAAAAGGAAGAAAAAGAAGAAGGCGGCAGAGCAGACUGUCUGAGGGGCACAAAGCGGCAGGGAUUUCUCAGACAAGCAGUGACCAGCCCCACGCCUCUGCCCACCAUGGGUUGGAAUUGAAUUUGUGACUUCCCCUCCCUCUCCAGAAGAAGACAGCUAGCCACACUGUCCGCUCUGGCUGAGCCAGUGAGCCCUGCAGAGAGGCUGGUGCCGGGAGGAGGAAGUGCCCCCCCGCUCCCGUGACCUGCACUCACUGACGCCGCGCCUGACCCCCUCCCGACACACAACGCUUCGUAUAGAUGUGUACAGUAUAUAUAUAUUUUUUUAAGUGAUCUGCCCCUCGCCCCUCCAGCCCAACCUGCCCCCUCAGCCCCCUCCGGACUUUCCACCUGUCUGGCCUGCAGACCCAGCGAGGCCCAGCCUGUGGCUCCUUCCAUGUCUUUGGUCUCCAGCUCCUGCUGAGGCCUUAUCCUCCGUUUGUCAGUUCUUCCCCAUUUUGUUUGUGUUUUUCUUUUUUUGUAAGAACUCAGAAAAUAAAAGACUUGAAGGAAAGGUACAAGUUCCUGGUACACUGGGGCAAA
Messenger RNA from Equus caballus (horse), 5472 nucleotides. RefSeq names its product treacle ribosome biogenesis factor 1 (gene TCOF1). NCBI's taxonomy places the organism in Eukaryota, Metazoa, Chordata, Mammalia, Perissodactyla, Equidae. The record is from RefSeq and is a predicted model, not a curated record. Gene Ontology annotation, biological process: nucleolar large rRNA transcription by RNA polymerase I. Gene Ontology annotation, cellular component: nucleolus. Gene Ontology annotation, molecular function: RNA binding; scaffold protein binding.